CUGAGCACAAGCUUUAUAAAUUCUCCUGUAGUGAGGAUUUUAUGUGAGAUUUGUUAUUAUUAUUAUAUAUAUAUUUUUUUGUCUGAUUCCAUGCUUUUUUGACCAAAGUUUGGACUGUAAAUUGGAGCACGGCAGAGCUGGAUUUGUAGUUUUGUUCACACUUCAUAUUCAUCUUUUUUUCAGAAGAUGUACCAGAGUUUAAAAUGAGAAAUGUGGUGCUGCAGUGCAGUUAUGAAAGCUCUGUUUUUCCUCACAUUUCCUCUUCAUUUUUCAUCAGCAGUCACCCACUCUCUGCAGUACCUCUACACUGCAGUUACACCAGGAAUAAAUUUCCCAGAAUUCAUGGUUGUGGGUCUGAUUGAUGGACAGGAGUUUGAGUACUACGACAGUGACAUCAGAGAAUUGAUCCCAAAGACAAAGUGGAUGCUUAAGGUCAUUGAGGAUAAUCCAGAGACCUGGAACAGUCACACUCAGUUUCAGUUUUGGCAGAAGAGCUUUAAAAAUGGUCUAAAUAUGUUGCUGAAUUUCUUUAAUCACUCUACAGGAGUUCACACACUACAGUGGAUUUUUGGCUGUGAGCUUGAUGAUGAUGGCACCAAUAGAGGACACGCACAGUUAGGAUUUGAUGGAGAGAAUUUCCUCAAUUUUGAUUUGAAAAAUACAACCUGGAUUCCAGAUAAACUUGGAGCUGAGAUCAGCCAGCAAAUAUGGGAUUAUAUAGAUAGUUUCGCUACUGAGGGCCGGAAGAUCUAUCUGAGCACCAUUUGUAUUAAAAGAAUGAAGUUAUAUGUGUCUUAUGGCAGAGAGACUCUGGAGAAAAAAGUUUGUCCUGAAGUGUCAGUGUUCCAGAAGCACUCAUCUUCUCCAGAGGUGGUGUGUCACGUUACAGGUUUCUUCCCCAAAGCAGUGAUGAUCACCUGGCAGAAGGACGGAGAGGACGUGCAUGAGGAUGUGGAGCUCAGAGAGACGUUACCCAACCAGGAUGGAAGCUUCCAGAAGAGAAGCAUUCUGAAAGUCCCAGCUGAGGAGCUGCAGAAACACAACUACACCUGCAUGGUUCAGCACAGCAGCUUGGAGAAGGAGUUAGUGCUGCAUGUGAGCCGAAUCAUGAGAGUGUGUUGUGUUUUAAUAGAUGGAGGAUCAGGUGGAGCACCAAUUGCUAUCAUCACUGCUGUAGUCGCGGCUCUCAUUGCUCUUGUUGCCGUUGUUGCUGGAAUUGUGGUCUGGAAGAGGAAGAACUCUGGCUUCAGAUCUGUUCCACCCAAAUCCUCCUCUGAAGGGGAUUCUUCAACCAACAACUCUUAAAGCAUAACCCUGUCACCGAUUCACCCUAUUGCCCUUCCUUGGACCACUUUUGGUGGGUACUACCCACUGCAGACUGAAAAGACCCCACAAGACCUGCUCUUUCGGAGAUGCUCUGACUCAGUCAUCUAGCCAUCAAAGUCUGGUACUUGUUAAAGUUGCUCAAAUCCUUACACAUGCCCAUGUUUCCGGCUUCUAACACAUGAUGAUACUGUACAUAAUCUUCCCCCCUCAGAACUGUGAUUGUAAUGAGAUAAUCAGUGCUAGGCGUUUUGUUGAACUGCAAAUGUAAGACAUGAUUUUUGCACACAGCCUCUGCCCACCAUUACACUGAAGCAAACAUCAUCAAUAUGCUCAUCAGUAUUUGGUGUCUGUAUAUAGUUUAUACAUACUGUAGGUGUCUUUAUAUUGUGGCGUGGGCGGGGGGGCAGCUGACGAGCGCAUGCCUUGCGGGGGUUUCUAUGUGUUCACCAUGUUGGGGAAGGGUGUUUGGGUUAGUGACUUCGGCCAUGUUUGUGUGUGGAGUGUGUGACCUGUUAAAUGUGCGGUGGGUCAUGCUUAGGCUGAAUUGGUUGUACGUUCUUGUGUGAAUGUGCUGCUCAUGCUAUACAUGCUGUGUACAAAAUAAAGUACUCCCAGCCAUUGCAUUGGGCAGCAAUUAAGCUCACUCGUCUCUCCAACAUCGUUUCUGGUGGUAAAACGCUACAUGGUGUCAGAAGUGGAAUGGAGAGUAAUGCGU
Molecule: messenger RNA, 2041 nt
Organism: Clarias gariepinus (North African catfish)
Lineage: Eukaryota; Metazoa; Chordata; Actinopteri; Siluriformes; Clariidae
Product: class I histocompatibility antigen, Gogo-B*0201 alpha chain-like
Exons: 8
Coding region: 211-1305 (364 amino acids)
Biological process (GO): immune response
Cellular component (GO): external side of plasma membrane
Source: RefSeq, a predicted model, not a curated record